AUGCAAGUAGGGUUGUGGAUAAACUUGUACCGCUCUAGUUGGGGGCGCCAGCGUGGAUGUAAAGCCGAGCUCGGUCAUGGCGUCGGCCCAGCUAUCGACAAGAGCCGCUUAGUCGGCGAGGAUCUCCUCACGGAAUCGCUCGAGAUGGCCUGUCUAGAAUCAAUUAGUACUGAUGAAAAGGGCACUAUUGAUAUUGUCGACGAUGAGUUGGGGGUUGCAAGGAGGGGAAGGUCGGGGGUUGCGAAGGCAUCGAAGCCCUUGAGAUGGUCAUCAUUGUCGACUACAAACGUUGUGCCCGAGCCUAUGGAAAACGAGCGUGUAGAUGUCAGCGAUAUUGUCGCCAGCGAAAAGGGCGGCAGCGGCGGGGGGGGGGGCAUCCGAGUCGGAGGACUGGGCAAGAACCAGAAUAGCUGUCGAGAGGUAGAACUUCGAAUCUCCGGCGCCAACAGAGAGGUGGUCGUCCGUGUCGUAAAGUGUCCGACGGGUAGCGUCGAACACGACGAAGAAAAAGACAGCGAGACAGCUGGUGACAGUGACGCGUGCAGAAGUAUAAUGAUCAUGGUCUCAAUGGUCACGGUUGAUUUAAGUCAGCUGCGGCGCUUGGCCCGGACGCGUCAGUCACAUGUUUGGAAAUCAACCUUAACCAAGGGCACCUAG
This is a messenger RNA of Suillus discolor, 657 nucleotides long. RefSeq lists its product as uncharacterized. The transcript is spliced from 4 exons. The record is from RefSeq and is a predicted model, not a curated record. Lineage: Eukaryota; Fungi; Basidiomycota; Agaricomycetes; Boletales; Suillaceae. Bases 1 to 657 code for a protein of 218 amino acids.